This is a messenger RNA of Saccoglossus kowalevskii, 2418 nucleotides long. Its product is annotated as apoptosis regulatory protein Siva-like. Gene Ontology annotation, molecular function: CD27 receptor binding. Lineage: Eukaryota; Metazoa; Hemichordata; Enteropneusta; Harrimaniidae. The record is from RefSeq and is a predicted model, not a curated record. Gene Ontology annotation, biological process: extrinsic apoptotic signaling pathway.
GUUGACAUGUGGUUAGGAAGUAAGCGUCUUGCUAUUACUGGGACUUUGUUUUGGUAUACUUAUCUCUCAAAAGAUGCCGAAAAGACCCCGUUCCGAGGAGUAUUCGAGUCCUCUGCAACUCAAGACGCAUGUUGGCGACAAACAGAUGAAUGAGUCGAAGGAAGAAAACAUGAAAGCCGUUUACGAUAAAACCCGUACUUUAUUGUAUAGUGCCAAUGCCAGCAAAACAAGUAAUGGUGUGCCUAAAGUGAAUGGAGACUGCAAUGGUUCUAAUAUUGUGCCUAUUUUACCAAGUGGACAAACAGUUAUUAAUUGUGAAGGGAAAAUUGUACCAGCAACCCAAGCAAAGCCUAGUGAUAUACCAGGUAAUGGCUGCAGACAUUGUAAUAGACAACAGUGUUCAUUGUCACCUUGUCAUUAUUGUGAAAAGACUAUAUGUAAUCGAUGUCAACGUUAUUGUGACAACUGUAUGCAGGCGUACUGUCUAUUUUGUACCAUUAUAAACUAUGAUGAUCAGUAUGAGAAGCGUCUGUGUGUCAACUGUGCAUAGAAGACAAGUAUGUCACCAUGGAUACCAUUGUUUACUUAAUCCAAGAUGACUGGACAUUCUACAUUGUUAUGUUACUGGUAUUGAUGUUUCCAUGACUACAUUGUGUGUUCUCACUCUUAUUAGAUCACAAAAUCAAUGGUUUUGUUGCCAUCAGCAACUAUAUUGGUUCUGAUAAAGGCUGGCUUUUGAAUGAGAGCACACAAAUGAAUUCUGAUCACAGAUUACCUCAUAGCCAGUCACUUUAUGUGAACUUUGCUUUACAACCUAGGAUAAAAUAGUGUGUAUGUUGCAUAUUGUGUAAUAUACAAGUUAUCCAUACUGUGCUUUAUAGGAAUUACCGAACUCGGUGGUAACUACAAUUGACAUAGAGACAGAAAACAAUACAGCACAUGGUGACCAUUUGACAUAGAGACAGAAAACAAUACAGCACAUGGUGACCAUUUGACAUAGAGACAGAAAACAAUACAGCACAUGGUGACCAUUUGACAUAGAGACAGAAAACAAUACAGCACAUGGUGACCAUUUGACAUAGAGACAGAAAACAAUACAGCACAUGGUGACCAUUUGACAUAGAGACAGAAAACAAUACAGCACAUGGUGACCAUUUGACAUAGAGACAGAAAACAAUACAGCACAUGGUGACCAUUUGACAUAGAGACAGAAAACAAUACAGCACAUGGUGACCAUUUGACAUAGAGACAGAAUACAAUACAGCACAUGGUGACCAUUUGACAUAGAGACAGAAAACAAUACAGCACAUGGUGACCAUUUGACAUGGAGACAGAAAACAAUACAGCACAUGGUGACCAUUUGACAUAGAGACAGAAUACAAUACAGCACAAGGUGACCAUUUGACAUAGAGACAGAAAACAAUACAGCACAUGAUGACCAUUACCACUGUACACCAUGUUACAUGAAAUGGUCACAUUGAACCCUCAUCUCUCGCUAUGCAUACAAGAAACAGUCAUACUAUUCUGUCCUCGGUUGUACUUGUACAUAAAUGUAAUACAUACUGCCAGCUAUCUAAUGUGUUAUGCCUUUAUAUAUAUAUAUAUAAACUAUAGUCUGUUGUUAUACACAGAAACUCUAUAUUUUGUAUCAGAAUUUUGUUUUAUUAUAUUUGUAUUUGACAAAUUUUGGGUGGCUUUACUUUGUUGAUAGAGUGAAAAAGUAUAAAUAGCAAAACAUGUAUACCAAUAUGCAACAUUGAUAAUCUACCGAUAACAUUUAUAAUUUAAGUGUACACAAUUCUCGGAUUUGUUGUUUUCUAACAGCACAUGAAAAAACAAAAAUAGUAAAAAAAAUAAAACAAUUUCAUCAAGAGGUUAGUAUGUAGUGUGGUGUAGUGUGGUGUAGUGUAGUGUAGUGUAGUGUAGUGUGGUGUAGUGUAGUGUGGUGUAGUGUAGUGUAGUGUGGUGUAGUGUAGUGUGGUGUGGUGUGGUGUGGUGUGGUGUGGUGUGGUGUGGUGUGGUGUGGUGUGGUGUGGUGUAGUGUGGUGUGGUGUAGUGUGGCGGGAAGAUGGCGGACUGGUUCUGAAAAAGUUAUAUAUACUUAUACACAACACAAACAAUGGUUCCCACAUUCAUUGACAAAGGUAACUGAACAAUCACCAUCUUGUACGGUACCAGGAUUGGAAUUUCAGGCACGUAACAAAAUGUUUGUAACAUUUUACUAUCUGUUCUAAUGUAACCAAUGGUACAAUUUGUCUAUUUGGUCUGCAACAUCCAAGCAGUCUCAGACUGAACAUCGCGUGGUUGUAGCAUUUCUGAUUUGUAUAUUUCACUGUCUUGUACAUAAAACGUACAUUCUGUAUUUUAAUGCAGCUCCAUGUGUUAAAAGAACAAAGAAUAAACUUGAACAACCAAUCA